Acomys russatus (golden spiny mouse) is the source of this 1907-nucleotide messenger RNA. RefSeq names its product pyrethroid hydrolase Ces2e-like. The record is from RefSeq and is a predicted model, not a curated record. The transcript has 12 exons. NCBI's taxonomy places the organism in Eukaryota, Metazoa, Chordata, Mammalia, Rodentia, Muridae. Gene Ontology annotation, molecular function: carboxylic ester hydrolase activity. The coding region runs from base 68 to 1738 and encodes 556 amino acids. Gene Ontology annotation, cellular component: intracellular membrane-bounded organelle.
AUUCUGUUUCCUGGUGUUAGAACCCAGGUCGUUCUUAAGAGCUCUCACUCAGGCCUAGCAGUCAACCAUGCCACUGGAUAGACUUCUUGGCUGGCUGGGCACUGUGGUCUGCGGACUCCUGCUUCUCUUCUGCCACGGGCAGGGCCAGGACUCAAGGAGCCCCAUCAGGAACACACACAUGGGCCAGGUGAGAGGGAGCCUGGUCCAUGUGAAAGACACUGAAGCUGGUGUCCACACCUUCCUGGGAAUUCCCUUUGCCAAGCCUCCUGUAGGAGCACUGCGCUUUGCACCUCCUGAGGCCCCUGAGCCAUGGAGUGGUGUGAGAGAUGGGACCUCCCACCCAGCCAUGUGCCUACAAGAUAUUGACAGCCUGAAUUUAGAAAAUCUGAAGAUUAAAAUGGGCACUUCUCCUGUCUCUAUGUCUGAGGACUGCCUGUACCUCAGUGUCUAUACACCAGCCCAUGCCCAUGAGGGCUCUAAGCUGCCUGUGAUGGUGUGGAUCCAUGGUGGUGGGCUAAUUUGGGGCAUGGCUUCUACGUAUGAUGGAUCCAUGCUGGCAGCCCUGGAGGAUGUGGUGGUGGUCACUAUCCAGUACCGUCUGGGUAUCCUGGGCUUCUUCAGCACCGGAGACCAGCACGCCAGAGGCAACUGGGGCUACCUGGACCAAGUGGCUGCCCUACACUGGGUCCAGCAGAACAUCGCCCACUUUGGAGGAGAUCCAGACCGUGUCACUAUUUUUGGUGAAUCAGCAGGUGGCACAAGUGUGUCUUCACUUGUUGUGUCCCCCAUGUCCAAAGGACUCAUCCACAGAGCCAUCAUGCAGAGUGGAGUGGCCCUGCUGCCUAGCCUUAUCUCUGACACCUCUGAGGUGGUCUACACAAUGGUGGCCAACCUAUCUGGAUGUGAGCCUGUGGAGUCAGAGGCCUUGAUGCGCUGCCUGAGAGAGAAGAGUGAAGAGGAGAUUCUGGCUAUUAACAAUGUCUUCAAAAACACCCCUGGUGUGGUAGAUGGGGAGUUCUUACCCAGGCACCCCUUGGAGUUGUUGGCCUCUGCGGAUUUUCACCCUGUCCCCAGCAUCAUUGGUAUCAACAGUGAUGAGUAUGGUUGGAUCAUCCCCAUGAUACUCCGUAAUCACAACAUGAAGGAAAUGAACAGAGAGACCAUGCGGACUCUUCUGAAGAGCACAGCAGAGACGAUGUUGCUUCCUGACUGUAGUGAUCUGUUGAUGGAAGAGUACAUGGGAGACACUGAGGACCCCCAGACUCUCCAAAUACAGUUCAAUGAGAUGAUGGCGGACUUCAUGUUUGCGAUCCCUGCACUCCAAGUAGCACACUUUCAGCGUUCCCACGCUCCUGUCUAUUUUUAUGAGUUCCAACAUCAGUCCAGCUUCCUCAAGGAUAUCAGGCCACCUCAUGUGAAGGCUGACCACGGGGAUGAGCUUGCUUAUGUGCCUGGAUCCCUCUUCUGGGACAUCAAGUUAGAAUUCACUGAGGAGGAGAAGAUGCUAAGCAGGAAGAUGAUGAAGUACUGGGCCAACUUUGCACGGCAUGGGAACCCCAACAGCGAGGGUCUACCCUACUGGCCCAUGUUGGACCAUGAGGAGCAGUACCUGCAGCUGGACAUCCAUCCUGCUGUGGGCCGAGCCCUGAAGGCCAGCAGGCUGCAGUUCUGGACCAAGACUCUGCCCCAGAAGAUCCAGGAGCUGAAGGGAGUCCAGGAGAAGCAUGCAGAGUUGUAGUGCCCUGUGUCAGGAAAGACAUGUUGGGGGUGAGGGCAAGUGGGACCAUUCAGAGGUUACAAGGUCAAUUUGUUGAUUUGUAUUUGUUCCAGCACUCACAGAAGCACUUCUAACCAUAGCAUUUGCCCUUUCAAAUGUGUUUAUCAGGCAAGGAUAACUUUUGUUAGAG